This is a messenger RNA of Ilex paraguariensis (yerba mate), 942 nucleotides long. The record is from the annotation of a GenBank genome assembly. NCBI's taxonomy places the organism in Eukaryota, Viridiplantae, Streptophyta, Magnoliopsida, Aquifoliales, Aquifoliaceae.
AUGGGAAGAGUGAAGCUUCAAAUCAAAAAGAUUGAAAACACAACUAAUAGGCAGGUCACUUUCUCAAAAAGGAGAAAUGGGCUAAUUAAGAAAGCUUAUGAACUUUCUGUUCUCUGUGAUGUUGAUGUAGCUCUCAUCAUGUUUUCCCCUUCUGGAAGGUAUCUCCAAAGAGCUCUUGGUAAGUUGAAAGGUGAAGCUGAUCGAACAUAUCAGGCAGUGAGCAGCCCAGCUAUUGUUGAUUCUCAACUUGAGGAAAUCCAACAAGAAAUCUUGAGAUGCAAAACUCAAUUGGAGGAUAAGGAAAAACGACUAAGGGUAUUUGAAGGUGAUCCUUCUGAAAUCACAACGUUGUGUGAGGCGGAAUUCCGGGAGCAAAUCCUUGAGGAGACUCUAAAAAAUGUCCGUCUACGCAAGAAUGUUUUGGAGGAGAAGUAUAAUUCACCAGACACGCAACCAACUUCACAGGAUAAGAUUUUGGUAUCAAAAGGUGUAUUUACGAGUAAACGUGUUGCUAAGAAGGAACAGAAGUUAAAGGUAAAUCUGCCUUCAGAAACAGUAAACAUUGAUGGUUUCAGCGCGAGCAAUGCAAACGAUAUCUUGGGAUGGCUUCCACAAAGAGAUCCACAAGCCCAGAUCCUAAAUUUUUUGGAUUCCAAUGGUCUUCUGCCCCAGAGAGAUCAAACCCAAAGCUUAGAAAACAUCUUGCCAUCUCAAUUGACUCUCCUUCAAGGACCAAACAUGCGUCUUGAAGAUCAGCAUACGUGUCCAGGCAGUGGCAUGGAGGAAGAUAACAACAUGCAGCAACCUGAAUUUGGACAAGUUCUGGACGUCAACCUUUCACCUUGGACAGGAUAUUAUCCCACAGGGAAUGCCUCCUUUCUAGCUGCACAGCCCAGAGAACGAGCUCUUCUUGAACUGUUUUUGUCUCAGUUCACUCCAUGA